AUGGGCGAAGAUGCCAGCACAUAUCCUGGCCCUAAUGACAAGGAAGAUGAUACCGAUUCUGCUGAUCUCAAGUUCCCUUCUGAGGAUGUAAGGAUGCCAAAGCCCUCAGUGAUGGAAAGCGUCAGAGUCGGGCAGGUUACGGUCACGUGGGGAGCAUUAGGCUGGGUUCCCUGUGUCCUUACAGAGGAGUUCCUCGACGGCACAAUGCCUCCUCCCGUUGAAACCGCCAUCGAAGACACAGUUCUCCUUAGAGAGGAUGAAUCUGAACCUGUUGAACACAAUCGGUUAUCAAAACUGAUGACCAACUUUGAGCAAUUUUUGGCCUUGUACACUGAAACGUUUAACAUAUCCCGGAAGGCCUUUGCUGUGUUACGUGAAGGCCUUGUCCUUAUAAACUCCCUCAAUGAGUUAACAGACCUGCCACAAGAUAUUGGCACGCUCAAGAGACGAAUGGUCGCCCAGCUGCCAUUGAUACCACUCUGCCACAAGAUGAUUCAAUUGAAUCAAAACAAAUUGCCUACGAUGGCACCGGCAGAGAAGGCUAAAGCAGAUCACCAGAUGCAGGCUGAUACCCACUGGUUUGAAGCUGGAGAUGAAGUCAACGACACUCUUUUUAUCUUGCCAGUGACAACCAGGCCAAUGCUGAGAGAGGCCGCUGAAGCAAAUACUGCCCCAUCGAAGAACCACCUCCAGAGCUACACCGACGAUGCUGGCAAGAACCCUGGCACAACCUACCCUGGCUAUCACAACCGCCCAGCAAAUGUUGCUGUGAGUGGCAUUGCAAAGGACCUGGCGGCUACGAUCUCAUCUGGAAAGAGCGCCCAAAAUGAGCGGGAAGCAAAGCGGAGGGCGAGAGAGGAGAAACAAAAGGCAGCGAAGGAGCAGGAAUGGAAAGAGCGACAGGACAGAGAAAGAGAUAAGGACAAGGAGAAGGCAUAG
Messenger RNA from Pseudogymnoascus destructans, 939 nucleotides. RefSeq lists its product as uncharacterized. The record is from RefSeq and is a predicted model, not a curated record. The transcript is spliced from 3 exons. NCBI's taxonomy places the organism in Eukaryota, Fungi, Ascomycota, Leotiomycetes, Thelebolales, Thelebolaceae. Bases 1 to 939 code for a protein of 312 amino acids.